Epithele typhae is the source of this 1641-nucleotide messenger RNA. Its product is annotated as cytochrome P450. NCBI's taxonomy places the organism in Eukaryota, Fungi, Basidiomycota, Agaricomycetes, Polyporales, Epitheliaceae. Gene Ontology annotation, molecular function: iron ion binding; heme binding; oxidoreductase activity, acting on paired donors, with incorporation or reduction of molecular oxygen. The record is from RefSeq and is a predicted model, not a curated record. The transcript has 13 exons. The coding region runs from base 1 to 1641 and encodes 546 amino acids.
AUGACCUCGCCGCCGCUUAUCGUCGCGUUCACUGCAAGUGUGGCGUUUUUGGUGUGGCGCUUUGCGCGCACCGUCUUCGCUCCCGGGAAUUCAGUAGAACAACUUCCGGGACCGCCGCCGCAGUCAUGGGCAAAGGGCAUGUCGAAUAGAAACAUGGGUCAAAUAUUCCACUACAACGCCUGGGAGUACAUUCGGAACUUGUCCGAGACCUACGGCCCAAUAUGCUGUGUGCACAGCUUCUUUGGCACGAAGGCAAUCCUCAACUAUGAUGUGAAGGUGAUGCAUGCGGUAUACAUCAAGGACAAGGAGACAUGGCAUAGGAGCCGGCUGGGGCUACAGACGGGAAUGGCGUGCCUCGGCCCGGGUCUCCUCUCAACACAAGGCGAUACUCACAGACGUCAGCGCAAGAUGCUCAACUCCGUCUUCUCCGCGCAGUACAUGCGCGGCCUCACUCCCUUCUUUUACGAAGUCGCCGGCAAGCUAGAAUCCUCAAUGGCCGCGCGAGUCAACACAGGGGACGAGCAACUCGAUGUCGUGGGGUGGAUGGGUCGCGCUGCGCUCGAACUCAUCGGCCAAGGCGCGCUGGGGCACAGCUUCGACCCGCUCGUCGUGGACUCGAAGAACGCGUUCACCGACACUGUGAAGUCAUUCUUCCCGUCUAUGGCCGACAUCAGAUAUGCGUUCGCGCUCCUCACGAUGGCCGGAGGGGCGCGAGGGCCGCGCUGGCUGCGCAGACUGAUUGUGCGGGCGUGGCCUGAUCCCGCGGUGCAGCGCAUGCGACGCCACACCGAAGUCAUGUCUGAAUUCGGGAGCAGGUUGAUCGCGGAGAAGAGGGCGGCGAUCGAGCGCGGAGACGACGCGCUGUUGCACCAAAUCGGGGAAGGGAAGGACGUGAUGAGCAUCUUGCUGCGCGAGAACACGGCUGCGUCUGCGGAAGACCGGCUUCCAGACGAGGAGCUGCUCGCUCAGAUAUCAACGUUCAUCCUGGCGGGUGUAGACACGACGUCCAACGCGCUCGCACGGGUGCUUGAAGUCCUGUCUCUUCAUCCAGAGGCUCAAGAGAGGCUCAGGAGCGAGAUCUUGGAGGCUCGCACACAGUACGGUCGAGAGAUUCCAUACGACGAACUGAACGCGUUGCCGUAUCUGGACGCGGUCUGCAGAGAAACCUUGCGGUUGUACUCCCCGGUUACAUUCUCCACACGAGAGGCGACGAAAGAGACCGUCCUUCCGCUGAGCGAACCUGUGAACGGUCUCGACCACAUCGUCGUACCGAAGGGUACGAUGGUCAUCACGAAUAUCGCCGCUUGUAACACUCAAAAGGCCCUCUGGGGCGAGGACGCGUACGAGUGGAAUCCAGACAGGUGGCUGAAGCCGCUCCCUGUCGCGCUCGAUGAAGCUCGUAUUCCUGGGAUCUACGCGAACUCCUUCACGUUUUCUGGCGGCGCGUACUCGUGCAUCGGGCUCAAGUUUUCGCAGCUUGAGAUGAAGGUAGUCCUGUCCACACUCGUCGCCGCAUUCCGCUUCGAGCCUGGCACCAAGAAGUACGUCUGGAACCUCGCGGUCGUCGCUUAUCCGGCCGCCCACGUCGGAGACAAGGACCCGGAGAUGAUGCUCAAGGUCAAUCCAGUAAAGGUUUCGUAG